This is a messenger RNA of Pieris macdunnoughi, 603 nucleotides long. Lineage: Eukaryota; Metazoa; Arthropoda; Insecta; Lepidoptera; Pieridae. The record is from the annotation of a GenBank genome assembly.
AUGCGUCUCAAAGCCGUUUUAGUUUUGUUUAUUUUUACAUGUAUCUGUGCGAGGACAUACGGUAAUAAAAAAUGUUACUUUGCUAAGACAUGUAUUCAUGACGCUAAAGAAAAAUGCGGCGAAGAUGAAAAAGGAAACGUGAGACGAUUUUUAGAUUCAUGUGAUAUUAAAGAAUAUAACUGCUUGCAUGGAACAGAUUACAAGAAAACGUCUCUUGAAAAUUGCCAUUCACUUCCCUCCAUCCAAGACAUUCAAGUACAAACGACACUUUCUUCAACAAAUAAGGAGAAGUUUAAAGAGACAUCGGAAGAAAAGAGUUCCACACAAGCUCAAUUACAACAUGAAGUAUCAGACAAGGAAAGCGUAUCUCAACAUCAAAGCUCUAGAGAAACAACAGAGGAUGAGCAAACACCAAAAGAUCAAAUUGAUCCCGACGUAGGGUCUAACGCAAAAGAAUCUAUUGAACAACAAGAAGAAAAUGACUCAAACCUCAAAGGAUCUAAAGAAGAGGAAGAGAAAAAUUAUGUAACCAAUGCAAAUGAAACUGAAGUAAAUGCUGAAGCAACAGACGAAAGCAGUAAUGAUAAUACAAAACAAAUUUAA